Molecule: messenger RNA, 1572 nt
Organism: Colletotrichum acutatum
Lineage: Eukaryota; Fungi; Ascomycota; Sordariomycetes; Glomerellales; Glomerellaceae
Product: Metallo-dependent phosphatase-like protein
Exons: 2
Coding region: 1-1572 (523 amino acids)
Cellular component (GO): cytoplasm
Molecular function (GO): phosphoprotein phosphatase activity
Source: RefSeq, a predicted model, not a curated record
AUGAUAACAGAUUUAUCUGUCACUUUCUGCGCCUCAACUGGCGCCCCAGCCGCGUGUCCUCUGGAACAGCAGACAUGGAAUCGACUCGAGAAAGAUCUCUACCUUCACGCAGGCGAGCAGACGGCAUGGAUCUACCUUGAAGAAAGGAACGAGGCCGAUGUUGCCCAUGACAACCGCGUCAUCACGGAUAUUUGGGUUGGCGAUAUAAAGCCUUCCACUGAUGCAGAGGACAGCUGGGAGCAACGACCUUGCGGCAUUUGGAUCCUGAGAAGUCACCACACUGGUCACGAAUUGAGAUUGUUGACAGGUAUUGACGUUCUUUUCGGCACGGAUGCUGUCGAUCCACGACCAGGCUGGACAUUGUUACCCGCGCCCCUCCAGCUUGAGGAUCAACCAGACGUGCCCGCACCAAGACUCUCAGCACGAUUUGGUCCACCAAUACCCAGACCUGACGACCCGAAUACGCCGUUACGUGUCAAAAAAGACGGAAAAUUCAAAAUUGUCCAGAUUUCUGACACGCACAUGGUCACGGGACCUGGGAUUUGUAACGAUGCCAUCGACGCAGAUGGUCGGCCUUUACCUAGCAUUGAAGCUGAUCCGAACACGGUUAAUUUUAUCGGGGAAAUUCUGGACGUCGAGAAACCCGACUUUGUGAUUCUCAGCGGAGAUCAAGUACAUCACGAUAUCCCGGACACACAAUCCCCUUUAUUCAAAGUCGUGUCACCUUUGAUCAGUCGAUCGAUUCCUUUUGCGGUUGUUUUUGGGAAUCACGACGAUGAGGGCAUCUACGCGCUAUCACGCGAAAAGCAAAUGGCAAUACUGCAAGAUCUCCCAUUUUGUUUAGCACAGGCUGGCCCCGACUCAGUGGAUGGUGUAGGCAACUACUAUCUCCAACUCAUCUCCGGCGAUGAAAGGCAGAUUCCGAUAGCAACACUCUUCUUUUUAGACUCUCAUGGGCAAAUCACGAGUGCUGGCAAGAACCCCGACUAUGAGCCGAUUCAGCAGAGCCAAAUCGACUGGUUUAUAUCUACUUCACAGCAUUUAAGAAAGAUCCGUAUUACAGAGAAAGACAGUGGCUCACGUUUUCUUUCUCUGGCUUUCAUGCAUAUACCCUUCCCCGAAUACGCAGGAGACGAUUUGUCGAUCAGUGGUGGCAAGCGGAGAGAACCAACCGAAGGCCCCAGCUUAAACACUCAUCUCUACGAUGCCCUGGUGCAAGAAGAUGUGUCCGCGGUGGGUUGUGGGCACGAUCAUGUCAAUGACUUUUGCGCUCUGUUACCAAAGUCGCAGCGAGACCAGUUGGUAGAAGGCGACACCCAAUCGGUCAAGCAUGGCCCGUGGCUCUGUUACAACGGAGGUAGCGGAUUCGGGGGCUACUGUUCCUAUGAUGAGAAUCGGUACUACAGAAGGACACGCGUCUGGGAGAUUGACGCUAACAAGAGCGAGUUGAAGACAUGGAAGCGCAUCGAGUACUCCGGUGACCGAUUCGAGGAACUAAUACUCGUAGAAGGCGGCCGAGUCACAGAUCCCUCAGCAUCAUUAGACACCGAUAAGACAUGCACGAUUCUCUAA